Molecule: messenger RNA, 2055 nt
Organism: Pangasianodon hypophthalmus (striped catfish)
Lineage: Eukaryota; Metazoa; Chordata; Actinopteri; Siluriformes; Pangasiidae
Product: sialoadhesin-like
Exons: 9
Coding region: 1-2001 (666 amino acids)
Source: RefSeq, a predicted model, not a curated record
AUGUUCUUUGAGAGAGUUCAGGCUCAGCACAGUGUAAUUCUCUCCUCUCAGAGUCUCUGCGCUGUUACUGGAUCUACAGUAAAAAUCUCCUGUACAUUAAGAACACCUGAUCACUCCAGUGUCACACAGAGAGAGUGGUAUCGAGUCCAGAGCUCUGAAGGAGAAGCACGAGUCCUGAGCAAAGAUCCACAAUACUCAGGACGAGUGUCUGUAAGCACAGUGACGUCUGACUGUGAGCUGACACUGAGCAAUGUGAGUGUGAGUGACUCUGGAGUUUAUAACUUCAGAUUUAAAGUCACACAGAGAGGAGACUGGAUAUCAGCAUCAUCUGGAGUUCAUCUGACUGUUACAGAUCUGAAGGUUACAGUAUCAGACUCGUAUAGCAACUUAAAGACGCUGUGCUGUAACAACACCUGCACCUACAAGCCCUCUUAUGUCUGGUUCAAGAACGGACAGCGUGUUAUUGAACAGAACAGGUUAAAUGAACUGUAUCGGUAUGACACUAGUGGGGAUGCAGGCAGCUACUCCUGUGCUGUAAAAGGACAUGAGGAGCUUCGCUCUCCUGCUGUCUGUUUUUCUGAUAAGAAGAGCUGCUGGAGUGUGACUUACUCCACCCAGACUAUCUGCUCUCUGAUUGGCUCAUCAGUGGACAUACACAAUUAUUACACCUUCCCUGAUCAUCACAAGGUCACAGGAGUGUUCUGGUUCAUUAAAAAGCAGGCUGAUGCUGAGGCUGUGGAUGUGAGAGAAGAUGAGGAGUAUCAGGGCCGAGUGCAGUACACACACAGCUCCCAGAAUAACUGUAGUCUGAGAAUCACUAACCUGACAGAGAGAGACGCUCAAACAUACAGAUUCAGAUUCUACACUGAUGGGGGUAAUUACACCGGCCAACCUGGAGUCUCUCUUUCUGUUACAGAUCUGAAGGUUACAGUAUCAGACUCAGGUAGAGGGCAAAAGAAGUUGAGCUGUAACACCACCUGCACUCUGUCUAACAACCCCACUUACAUCUGGUACAAGAACGGACAGCUUGUUACUAACCAGGACAGAAAUGAACUGUCUGUCAGUAGUAAGGAUGCAGGCAGGUACUCCUGCGCUGUAAGAGGACAUGAGGAGCUUCGCUCUCCUGCUGUCUGUGUUUUUGAUGAGAGUUGCUGGAAUGUGACUUACUCCACCCAGACUAUCUGCUCUCUGAUUGGCUCAUCAGUGGACAUACACAGUUAUUACACCUUCCCUGAUCAUCACAAGGUCACAGAAGUGUUCUGGUUCAUUAAAAAGCAGGCUGAUGCUGAUGCUGAGGCUGUGGAUGUGAGAGAGGAUGAGGAGUAUCAGGGCCGAGUGCAGUACACAUACAGCUCCCAGAAUAACUGUAGUCUGAGAAUCACUAACCUGACAGAGAGAGACGCUCAAACAUACAGAUUCAGAUUCUACACUGAUGGGCGUAAUUACACCGGUGAACCUGGAGUCUCUCUUUCUGUUACAGAUCUGAAGGUUACAGUAUCAGACUUGGGUAGUGGACAAAAGAAUCUGAGCUGCAUCACCACCUGCACUCUGUCUAACAACCCCACUUACAUCUGGUACAAGAACGGACAGCGUGCGUCUGACUGUAAAUCUGCCUCCUGCUCUGUAGCUGCAGUCAGUGGUGCGGUCAGUUACAGCUGUGCUGUUGAAGGCCAUGACAGUCUCCUCUCUCCUACAGUGUAUUCCCCUAAAAACACCAGAGCAGUGGUUCUUUCCUCUGGAGACACAGUGGAGGGAGGUUCAGUGACUCUGAGCUGUAGCAGUGAUGCAAACCCUCCUGUUCUCACCUACUCCUGGUUUAAGCAGAGAGCAGAUGCAGACACACUGCUGACAACAGGCCAGAAUUACAGCAUCAGCAACAUCAGCUCCCGGCACAGCGGACUGUACUACUGCACUGCUCGCAACCAGCUGGGACAGCACAACUCUACACCAACACACCUGGAUGUGUUACGUAAGCACAGUGUCCUCUAUGUAACUUUAUAAAAAGAGUUUUUAACUAAAAUGUUCUGAUGUUUCUGUAUAAAAUCUACACGAGUC